ACCUCUGGAAGGAAGCUUCCUAACAAGGUAUGGCCGACGACAGAGCCCUCCUGGCAGCCCUAGCUGCUAGAGUCCAGGAAAACCCAGCUUUCCUGACAUCCCUCAUUGCUGGCUUGCAGGAGCCCCCUCCUGCUAUGCCUGCAGGGGACUCUUUAGUUUCUGGCCGCCCUAAACGGCGUACUAGAGCCCCAGCCAGACUCAGCUCUCCCUCCCUCCCUCCUCCACGUGUGAGAGGUUCAAAGCGGGGGUGCGCAGCCUCCAGCGUGUGUGCAGGAGUGUUAUCAGCUCAGCCUGCAGCACGUUCUGGUCUCCCGCCCCCUGCUUCUUUCAUUAACCCCCGAGCUCCCUCUGUCCCCUUGCCUGAGCUAGUGCCUAGUAACACUGCUAGUGUGCCCACAUCUGCUGUGAUCUCUGCCCCCACUCUGGCACUAAGUGCCCAGGCAUCCCAGGUCCCUGCAGCGCAGCAUACAGCUGCGCUCUCCUGUGUUAAUGAGCGGGGUAGCGAUGUUUCCAGAGAGCUGGCCGGAGUGCAGUCAGUGCUUCCGGCAGCGUGGUCUGUGGCUCCGCCCCCCCUCCAGUCCUCAGCAGUUUCCCGCUCCCUGGCAGGCAAGCUCCUCUCUCCUCAGCUCCCUGCUGCAGACUGUCAGCCCAGUAUUAAUGGGCAAUAGAAAUUCCAAUGUGUCAUCUGCAGAUGAGCCCAGGGAUGCCCCCUCUACCGAGGCACAGGCUCCUGGGAGUGCCAACAGUUGCACUAAUGCUCCUGCCAACCCACUCCCCCUACCCCCCAAUCCCACUCAGGCCACCCUGCCUGACUUUAUUGUAGCCAAUCCCACCACUUCCUCAUCGCUUAUGGCACAUUUAGGGCCCCCUACUGGGGUCUCUGCCCCUAUUGCGCAUAUGGGGGAACGCCCCAAUUCCAGAAGGUGCUCAUCUGAUGUAUCCGACCGCCGUUAUCGGCGCAGGUCGGCAGCUUGUCAUCCACGUUGUUCCCGUCAUCGUUCACGGUCUGCGCGGCGGUCCCACAGAAGUGCCCGCUCCAGAUCGUCUCGUUGGCGGUCACCUUCAUCAUCGGAGGUCAGCUCCUGCAGCGAUACCGCUGGCAGGUCUCAUUCACGACGCAGAAGGGGUGCCCAUGCAUCAGCUGCACGGUCUUCUCGCGGGGCCAGCCGGGCCAGCGCGGUUCAGGAUCCGAAUCCUCCAAUCGCUCCAGUCGAACCUCCAGGUCCUUCUACUACUGGAGUUCCGGACCCUAGUGCCAGCAGCUUCACCGGAGGGCUCCAUGUGCCCGGCCCAUCUCCGGGACAUCCCGCUGAGCGAGUGACUCCUCUCAUCAGAGCCUCAGUUGCUCCUAGGCCCUGGACGGGUUAUGGUAAGGCCUGGGCUGGCUGGGUAGCGCUAGCAGGGACCCAUCUGGUCGUCUGAGCGUAACCAUCGACUGUGCGGAAAGAGCUGUGCGGAAAGGCUGUGCGGAAAGAGCAUCGGCGCCCGGUUUCAUUUCAUCUACUGGUCCAACUGCUUCAGGCCUCGCAACAAGCUUGCCCUUCCCCGCAAGAAGUCUUGUUGUUUGGCGCUGCAUUUUGCCUUGCGUUUUUCUGAGCUUUUCGGAUAAGCGAGCUCCUCCCCCCGUCCAAGUUCCAGCCAGGGGGUGUUUUGCAAGAGGAUGUCCUUAUUACGGAUUCCUUGGUGCGCAUUCGCCUCCGCCGGUCCAAAAAACUGAUAUUUUGGCCGGGGUUCUAGCGUGUCGUUAUAUCGCAUUCCCGGCCCUGCUUGCCCAGUCGCGGCGACCUCGGAAUUCGCGGCAUCUCGCCCUCCAUGCCCCUUGUUUUUAUGCCAUGCAACGUCCUCCCCUCUCACCCGCUUUCAACUUUGCUCGGUUUUCCGGCGCUGCUUAACUGUCCUCGGUUGCCUGCCGGGGAUUAUGGGUCACAUUCUUUCAGGAUUGGCGCGGCGACGGAGGCUGCCAGGGCGGGGUUACCUGAUGCUGAAGUGCAACGUAUUGGUCGCUGGAAGUCUAAUUGUUUUGUGUCUUAUGUCCGCCCUGACUUGCUUUAAUUUUCUUGCAGAUUCCCCUCGACCCACGGUCUGUUUUGUGGGGCAUUCGUACCUGUUCUGGGCUUGUCAGAGAGCUGAAUCAAGACCCGGCGGUCGGUGCCUGGGUUUCCAGAAUGUGGAAGUCAUUUGGCGUGGCCUUCGCUGGUCGCAGGUUUUGCCGGAAACGGUUCACCUCAGCACGCUUGCACGCUCCCCUGUGAUUCUGGUAAACCAUGCUGGGGGUAAUGACCUCUGCUUGCUGAAAGUAGCAGAGCUCAUUACCCUCAUUAGAGCGGAUUUGGAAAGAAUUCCUACUUUCUUUCCCGAAGUGGUUAUUGGAUGGUCUGAGAUGAUCCCCAGGGUCACUUGGCAGGGUGCGAGGAGUUCC
Bufo gargarizans (Asiatic toad) is the source of this 2419-nucleotide messenger RNA. RefSeq names its product gametogenetin-like. The record is from RefSeq and is a predicted model, not a curated record. The transcript is spliced from 2 exons. Lineage: Eukaryota; Metazoa; Chordata; Amphibia; Anura; Bufonidae. The coding region runs from base 490 to 1422 and encodes 310 amino acids.